AUGGCCUCACCACCGUUUUACGAUGAUAUAAGCCCCUCGGGUUCGCAAGACCGAUCUGACAGAGAAAAUUCUUCUCACAAACGUCGACGGCUCACUGCAGAGGCCAGUCCUCCUAGGAUGGCCAUGAAUGACCCGUAUCAUGCGACGAACCCAGGGGGCCAGCCCGAGGUCUUUUUUCAACCUGCAUAUGUCCUACCUGUAACUGAUGGCUUCUCAAACAUGCCGGGAGAUGGAUACUGGCCAGAUCAAGCAGCACUCGAAUAUCUUGUUACCAAUUCAGGACCAACCUUCGUCCACCAUGCCAGAAACCUACACGCUCCAACAUUCCCGACGAAUCCCGCUGGCAACGAGCCUCUACCUCCGCCGCAAGCCUUGAUGAGUCACCAUCCUAUACCACUGCCCUCGGGAAGAUCAGUAGAUAUGUUUUCGUUAGGAAUGCAUCUUCCAGACGAUUUCUUCCGAAAGCAGUUUCACCUCGCGGGGCCUCCUGCCAGACCAACGUUCCGAUACCUGAGCGAAAACGAGAUGAGGGCCCCUGUCGCCACAGCAAGCCAUCCUGCUCCUCUUCCUCCAAAUCCGAACACAAGUACUCCAAGCCAGAUGGUUCCACUGCCACAUAGACGAACAGCAUCAGCAUCAGCGACCACUCCCGCGAACAACAAGAAUAUGGUCAAAUUGGUUCUUAGCCGUGCAACAAGCGAGAGCAUCGAAAAACUUGACGAGCUCAAGAGAGAAUGCCCAGCAUGUCAACUUGACUUCGAACCGGACAACUUCAUGGCCACUAUAAGCUGCUGCGGGACAGUGAUGCAUGCCACCUGCCUAUCAGCUUGGGUCAAUUCUCAGACUUAUCAAAAAAGUCGAACGUGCAUGAAGUGUCGAAAAUCGAUUGAUGCCAGGCGUCCGUUGAACACUGUGGUGCCACCAGUGAGCGACAAGAGCUGGGACGAUGGAGCCGACUUGAAUGCACCAGAAAGCUUGAAGGGCGACACACAGAUCGAAUUGAAUAUCACCGGCCGAUCUGUACGCUCGGGCUACCGACACAUCCGAGGAGCUUCAGGCUAUUUGCCACAAUAUCGAGCUAUGCGUGGUGCCCCGGUGCCUUCGCUAGAUCAAGCUAUGGUCGAGGAAACCCGCCGUGCGAUAGACCGAGCCAGAAACGAGUACGUUGUUGAAAUGGAGGCUAUGAAGGGCAACAUCAGGGCGUGUCACGAAGUACGGAGAAAAGCCGCCGACGACGAACGGACCGCCGCACGCACUCUCCUCGAAGCACAAGCCGCCCGUGGCCGUGGUGUCAGCGUCGACAUUGUCCCUCUGGCCCAGAGGUGGGAGUUGACCAAGGCCGCCAAGGGCGCUGCCGAGGAACGAUUCUGUAAACUCCAGCGUGACAUGGAAUUUUUGCAGAGAAGUCAGUUUAAUCGAUUGACUGGCUUGGCUGAAGCGGCUUGGGCCGAAAGUGCUCGACAAGGAGGACGAGAACGAGGAUACGGAGAUGAAGAGGUGGCUCGACACAGAGAGGAAGAGGUGGCUCGACAUAGAGAGGAAGAGGUGGCUCGAAGCGUCGCUUCGUCCGCAUCCGCAUACAGUAGUGGAGGGACGACUUCUAGGACGUCUACUUCGCCUUGA
This is a messenger RNA of Exophiala spinifera, 1623 nucleotides long. RefSeq lists its product as uncharacterized. The transcript has a single exon. Lineage: Eukaryota; Fungi; Ascomycota; Eurotiomycetes; Chaetothyriales; Herpotrichiellaceae. The record is from RefSeq and is a predicted model, not a curated record. The coding region runs from base 1 to 1623 and encodes 540 amino acids.